This is a messenger RNA of Candidula unifasciata, 592 nucleotides long. The record is from the annotation of a GenBank genome assembly. NCBI's taxonomy places the organism in Eukaryota, Metazoa, Mollusca, Gastropoda, Stylommatophora, Geomitridae.
AUGAAAAAUCAUCUGGACGUGAAUCAGAGUUCAUCUUGUGAACAUUUGUUUGACCAGUUUGUCACAGCUGCAACCUUCAAGACUAUCCUGGCAUGCUUUCACCAACUGCUAGACUCAUGCAGGCUGCCUGAUGGCAGUCACACUUAUUUAUACCAAGGGUUGAAGGUGAAAUUAAAGGGAUCAUGGAGAGCAGAGAGUUUAUUUUCAAAAUUAGAUAAAAGGGCAGCACAUAAAGAUUACAAAAAAGGCAGUGUUUGUUCCAAUAAAAAGGUUCUGAUCAUAGGAGCAGGUCCUUGUGGGCUGCGAACAGCCAUCGAAUGUGCAUUUUUGGGAGCCAAGACUGUCAUUGUUGAAAAGAGGGACAGAUUCUCACGAAAUAAUGUACUUCACUUGUGGCCAUAUCUUAUCAGUGACCUCAGAAACCUGGGUGCAAAGAAGUUCUUUGGCAAGUUCUGUGCUGGUGCUAUAGAUCAUAUCAGCAUCCGACAAUUGCAGUGCAUACUCUUGAAAGUAGCUUUGUUGGUUGGAGUGGAAGUUCAUGUUAAUGUUGCUUUUGAUGGGCUGGUUGAACCUUCAGAGCAUGCAGAUUCAG